This is a messenger RNA of Cloeon dipterum, 1419 nucleotides long. RefSeq lists its product as uncharacterized. The record is from RefSeq and is a predicted model, not a curated record. The transcript is spliced from 2 exons. NCBI's taxonomy places the organism in Eukaryota, Metazoa, Arthropoda, Insecta, Ephemeroptera, Baetidae. Bases 699 to 1271 code for a protein of 190 amino acids.
UUUCGGCGUCAAGUGGCGCGAAGACGAUAUGAGAAAGAAUUUCGAGGAAAUAUAAAAUAAUACACCCGCUCGGGGCGCGGCGUAUUGAUUUUUACUUUGGAACUUGCUCACGGCGAAAUUAUAAUUAUUUCCCCUCGAGAAGCGUCAACAAUCCAAAAAUGGAGCUGGCUUUUAAUUAAAUCCAUAAGGAGCUGGCGUGAGCGGAGAAAAACUUUGCCGGGUUAAUGAAACAAAUUGUCUGAUCACAGCUGGUGGUCGUCAGGCUUCUUUGAGGGCCAACAUUUUCCGCGCGAACUUUUCUACCGAAAAUAAACCUUGGCAUCAGCAAAGAAAGAAGGCAGGCGCUACCCACGCACACGGGACGUGGAGGCUCGCGUGGCUAUGGAAACCGAUUAGCAGCAGAGCUGAAUGAAAUGCUUAUCAGUGUAAAACAAUCCAUUUAAGAUGACUUUGACAUAUAGCUGUAACUGCACACCGCGUGCGCGACACAUCCUCUCAUUGUCACCUGCCAUGAAAAUGAAAGUGUGCGAUACUGUUUUGAAUUCACUUGUUACGAGUAUUGCUCCAUAAUUGGCGGGUGAAUAUCUCGUCGCGUAUUCUGCCCAGCCUUGGUCUAGACCAACAUAGGUAGAGGGUGGUGUCAGGUUAAUCGUGCCCCUGGGAUCUAGCCCAUUAUAUAAGCCGCCACGCCGCUGUCGAUGCUAGAAGUUAACAAGCGCUUGUCACAAGCAACUCCUCAGUCCACCAACAUGAAGUGCUUUGUGCUGCUCGCUGCCGCAUUCGCCGUGGCUGGUGCCGGGGUUGCCCCCCUGCACACCCUCGUGCGUGCCCCGGCUUAUGACAGCGCCUUCAUCAAAAGCGAGCGCGUCGGCGGCAACUUCGCAUACAAAACAAUCGAGAGCCACGCUUACGUCCUUCACACGCCCCUGGUGCAGCAGUUGGCCAUCCCCUUUUCGGUUGCCUACUCGGCGGCGCCCGCCUUCACGUACGCCGCCCCUGAGCCUUACAAUGACGUGAUCGCGCACCAGCAGGCGGAGAUUCCCGAGGUCGAGACCAGCGCCAAGAACACCGCCGCCGAAGAGGCCCCCGCGGCCGAAGAAGAAGCAGCCCCUGCUGCCGAAGAGGCCGGAAAAAUCGUGGAAGAAGUCCCCGCAGCUGGGGAGGUGGUCGACCUCGAGGAGGCCCAGCCUACCGCCGAGGGCCCUGGAAAUUCUGCCGCCUCCACCGAUGCCCCCGCGAAAGAUAACUCCAAUCAAGUCGUAGAAGUCUGAUUUUUAUCCGGCGGUUUUCCUUGGAAUGUAUUACCAGUGCAAAUUGUAAUUUUAGACAUUUUCAUUGAAUUUAUUUAUGGAGAACAGGAUUGAUUCAUUCUUAAUUGCUAGAAAUGAGAAAUAAAAUUAUUAAAUACCUGUAAAUAAA